This is a messenger RNA of Medioppia subpectinata, 3363 nucleotides long. Lineage: Eukaryota; Metazoa; Arthropoda; Arachnida; Sarcoptiformes; Oppiidae. The record is from the annotation of a GenBank genome assembly.
UUCUCACUAUUCGUGAGCUACUUUUUUAUUGCGCCCAUUCAGACGGGUAUUACAAUUUACAUAAUGUACACAUAUAUGAAUUGGCCCUGUUUUGUGUCCAUGCUAUUGAUAUUGGUGUUUAUUGUAUUUCAAAUGUUCAUGGGCAAAUUAUUUUCAAAAAUUAGAUUAAUGACCGCUCAGUUGACAGACAAUCGGCUCCGGCAUAUGGUUGAGAUCAUAUCCGGUAUGCGAGUCAUCAAAAUGUAUUCCUGGGAACAGCCCUUCGCAGACCUCGUGGCUGAGGCACGAAAACGAGAAGUGUCAUGUAUACAGCGAUCAUGCUUUCUAAAGGCGAUCAAUAUGUCACUGUUCAGUAUGGCUAAUAAAUUGAUCCUGUUUGCCAGCUUUAUUACCUUGGUACUCACCGGGGAAGUACUCACCGCUAAGGCUGUAUUUGUAUCAAUGAUGUUGUUUAAUUACUUGAGAGUCAAUAUGACCUGGUAUUUUCCGCAAUCAAUUGCGAUGGGGGCCGAGUUAUUGGUAUCGUGUAAUAGAAUCCAGAAAUUUCUACAAUUAGACGAAAUCCAAUUGAAAGUCAUUCAAAAUACAAAUGUUUUAACAAAAUGCGAAACAAAUGGCAAACAAUCGCCCGAAGUAUCCAUUAAUAACAUAACCGCCAAAUGGAGUGAUGAAAGUCCGUUUCCAACCCUUCAGAAUAUUUCAGCACAUUUAAGAGCCGGGGAUUUAUUGGCUGUGAUCGGACCGGUGGGCGCCGGAAAGAGCUCAUUAUUGAUGACAGUCUUGAAUGAACUACCGGUGCUGUCGGGGAGUAUAAAAACGGUGGGAUCGAUAAGCUAUGCCUCUCAGGAGUCUUGGAAUUUCAAUACUAGUGUUCAAAAUAAUAUACUUUUUGGAGCCGAAUAUAACGAAUCCCGAUAUAAACGAGUGGUAGAGGUGUGCGCUUUGGAGCGAGACUUUGAGAUAUUUCCUUUCGGAGACAAGACAUUAGUCGGUGAGAGAGGGGUAUCGCUAUCGGGGGGACAGAAGGCUCGCAUCACGUUAGCCAGAGUUCUGUAUAGAAACUCAGACAUCGUAUUAAUGGACGACCCGUUGAGUGCUGUCGACACUAGUGUUGCCGAACAUAUAUUUGAUAAUCGACUACUUGUGCGACAAAAUCCGUAUUCUAGUCACACAUCAAAUCCAAUUCAUACGAAAAGCGACACAAAUAUUGGUUUUGNAGUCACACAUCAAAUCCAAUUCAUACGAAAAGCGACACAAAUAUUGGUUUUGAACGACGAGGGAAAGUGUCUGGGAUUGGGAUCCUAUGAUGAGCUCCAGUCCCGGGGCUUAGACUUCAUGUCUAUUCUCAGCGAUCAGGAGAAGGAAGCGGCCGACAAGAAGGCAGAGGCGGAGGACAGGGAACUGAAGCGUACUUUUUCACAAUCAAGUUUUGACAUUAAAACAAAAUCCCGGAUGACUUCAAUUACCGAGAGUUUACCGAGUGUACACUGUACAGUCUGUACAAAUGUAUUUAAGAUGACCAUUCUUAAUUUGAUUAAGGACGAACAGAAGAAUAAUGACCCUAAUAUUACUGACGAGUGCCGAAAAACGGGUUCAAUAUCUGGAAAAGUAUAUUGCACAUUUAUUAAGUCAGGCGCCGGGCCAUUACUAUUUUCCACCACACUUUUAUUUACAAUUAUCUCUCAAAUUAUUUAUAAUGGGACUGACAAAAAUCAAAACACGGCUAAUAUUAACACUUCUGAGCAAAACAGAGAUGUGAUUAUCUACUCCUCAAUGAUGGCCGCGCUGUUCAUCGCAUCCCUAUUGAGAGCCAUCACAUGGUUUGUGAUGUUUAUGAGGGCUUCAGUUAAUCUCCACAACACUAUAUUCUACCUCAUCGCAUCCCUAUUGAGAGCCAUCACAUGGUUUGUGAUGUUUAUGAGGGCUUCAGUUAAUCUCCACAACACUAUAUUCUAUCGUCUAUUACGGGCCCCGAUAUCUGUGUUUGACAAUAACUCAGUUGGUCGAAUAUUAAAUCGCUUUUCAAAAGAUCUUGGAACAAUUGAUGAGCAACUGCCAAGUACAGCGUUUGAGUGCAACUUAAGUAUAACCCAAUAUAUCGGUGGAAUAAUCAUGAUCGUGAUCGUCAACCCAUACUUAAUUAUACCAGCGUUUUUCUUAUUUGUAGUACUUUUAGCAGUUCGGACUAUUUACAUUAAGUCAGCUAGGGACAUUAAACGGGUCGAAGGGUUAACUCAGAGUCCAGUGUUUUCACACGUGAGCACUACAUUCAAUGGGUUGGCCAGUGUUAGGGCCUUUGGGGCGCAGGAGAUGUUUGAGAAACAAUUUUAUGUCUACCAAGAUGAUCACUCGGCCACCUGGAUGCUCGUUACUACUGCUGGCUAUGCAUUUGGCUUAAUUAUAGACGUACUGUGUUUUCUCUAUACGGUUAUCACAUUUGCGGUGUUUAUGAUAUUCCCCGAACAAUUGGGAGCGGGAGAGGUGGGACUCGCUUUAAUGUCAGCUCAAAUGUUGACCGGAUUGACUGAAUGGGGUGUCAGGCAAUCAGCAAAGAUGGAAAAUGAGAUGACUUCAGUCGAGCGCAUCAUUGAGUACUCAAAACUACCACAAGAGGCGGCCCUCACAGCACAUGAUAGCCAUAAACCCCCUCCCGAUUGGCCACAGAAGGGAGAGAUAGAGCUCAAGGAUAUGAGUUUGUGUUACGAGGGAUCAGACAAACCGGUGCUCAAGAACUUGAAUUGUGUUAUAAAAAGUGGAGAGAAGAUAGGGAUCUGUGGGCGGACGGGCGCCGGCAAGUCGUCCAUCAUAUCAGCGCUGUUUCGUAUGGUUGAGCCAAAGGGGGAGAUAGUUAUGGACGGCAUAAACACGGGCUCAAUAGGUUUGCAUGACUUGCGUCGUGUGCUGUCAAUCAUACCUCAAAACCCGGUGGUCUUCACGGGAACCGUCAGAAGAAAUUUGGAUCCUUUCGGCGAAUACAGCGACCAAAGGAUAUGGAGUGCCUUAGAAGAGGUGCAGCUGAAGGGGGCGGUGGCGGACCUCCCGGGCCAGUUGGACGCCCAGUUGGCCGAAGGGGGCGCUAAUCUAAGUGUUGGUCAGAGGCAGUUGGUAUGUCUGGCGCGGGCUAUACUCCGGCACAAUAGGGUACUAGUGCUGGACGAGGCGACCGCUAAUGUUGACCACAGAACCGAUGCUUUAAUUCAGACCACAAUUCGUCAAAAAUUUAGUCACUGUACUGUCCUUACGAUCGCUCACAGACUCAACACUAUUAUAGAUUGCGAUCGCGUUUUGGUGUUAGACGCGGGAGAGAUCAUAGAGUUUGACGAACCGUUUGUUUUACUGCAACGAAAGGGACAGUUGUAUGAC